This is a messenger RNA of Myotis lucifugus (little brown bat), 942 nucleotides long. RefSeq names its product cilia and flagella associated protein 77 (gene CFAP77). NCBI's taxonomy places the organism in Eukaryota, Metazoa, Chordata, Mammalia, Chiroptera, Vespertilionidae. The record is from RefSeq and is a predicted model, not a curated record. The transcript has 5 exons. Bases 37 to 942 code for a protein of 301 amino acids.
GAUCCAGCCCCGGGUCGACUCCCCGCGACCCCCAGGAUGCCAGAGGCCAAGAGCUCCCGCCAGGACCCCCUGCGAUGGACGAAGAAGCCGGUGCGCCGCUCGGUCAGCCAGAUCUGCCCGCCCCCGCGGCGGCCCCUGACCGUGGCCGACAUCCGGCCGGGCAUGGAGAACGAGAGGCUGGGGGUCGUGCGGGAUUCCAUGUUUCAGAACCCGCUCAUCGUCAAGGCUGAGCUCGGGAAGCCCCGGGAGCAGAGCUGCAGCCUCCCUGGCAUCGACUUCAACUACGGGCUCUACGUCCGUGGGCUGGACGGCGGGGUCCCUGAAGCCAUCGGACACUGGAACGUGUUUAAGCCGCAGCCCACCCGCCACCAGGAGCUGAACCGGGAUUACAUCGCCACGAAUCGCGGGGCGGUGAAGGCGGGCCUGGUGACCGCCCGGGAGACGCUCCUGUACAAGCAGCUCAACGACUUCCGCGUCAGCAGCAAGGACAACCGGCGCUACCGGAAGGAGCCCACCUUCAUCCCUCCAAACAUGACCUUCGGGAUCCAGGCCCGGCCUUCCACGCCCCUGUUCGACCUGCUGCAGCACCAGUACCAGAAGCUGUGGGUGCAGGAGCAGAAGGCCACCCAGAAAGCCAUCAAACUGGAGAAGAAGCAGAAGGUGAGCCUCGGGAAGCUUUAUGAGACCCGGAGCAGCCAGCUGAGGAAGUACAAGCCGCCCGUGAAGCUGGACGCCCUCUGGCAUAUGCCUCACUUCCAGAAGGUCAGGCUCGCUCCCUCCCCGCACCGGGCGGCACCCCUCACCUCCCUGGCGGGGUCCCCGUCCUCUCGACAGCGAGCUCUGUGGGCUCCCAGCCACCCAGUAAUACCAACAGCAGCGCUGCCAGCCCUGAGCGCAUCCUCGUGCCGGCCUGGCUCAGGUCACGACCUUCACACUCCCUGA